Messenger RNA from Macadamia integrifolia, 1499 nucleotides. RefSeq lists its product as uncharacterized. The transcript has 7 exons. Lineage: Eukaryota; Viridiplantae; Streptophyta; Magnoliopsida; Proteales; Proteaceae. The record is from RefSeq and is a predicted model, not a curated record. Bases 95 to 1072 code for a protein of 325 amino acids.
UCUUCCCUGCUUCAAGGCUUCAACCAUCUCCACUCCACCAUUGCUCUUGUUAAUAUUAUAGGAGGAAGCUAUUCACAUUGAUUUUGGGGCUGCAAUGUCUUCUUCGUUGGCAGUGAAGCCAACCUCAACAUCGCCAUCUCCGUCGCCACUUAUCUUUUCCUCUCGUUCUCGUUUUUUUUCUUCAAUCAGCUUCCCUAGAAAGACCAAUCGAAGAUGCGUUUUGAGAACUCGCGCUUGUUCUUCCGAUGACAAAAAUCCCGAAGCCGGCGACUCGAAACCCCCUAACGGUAAUCUGCCAAAGAGCCGGAGAGAAAUUCUAUUGGAGUAUGUUAAAAAUGUGCAGCCAGAAUUCAUGGAAUUGUUUGUGAAAAGAGCACCCCAGCAGGUGAUUGAUGCAAUGCGACAGACAGUUACUAAUAUGAUUGGAACACUUCCCCCACAAUUCUUUGCAGUGACAGUGAGCACAGUUGCUGAAAAUCUUGCACAGCUCAUGUACAGUGUUAUGAUGACUGGUUACAUGUUCAGGAAUGCACAGUAUCGUUUGGAAUUGCAACAGAGUUUAGAGCAGGUUGCUCUUCCUGAUGUACAGGGGAAAAAGGAUUCACCCGAUUAUGCACCAGGCACACAGAAAAAUGUUACAGGUGAAGUUAUCAGGUGGAACAAUGUUUCUGGUCCGGAGAAAAUGGAUGUCGUCAAAUACAUUGAGUUACUUGAAGGAGAAAUUGAGGAACUAAACUGUCAAUUAGGAAAGAGAUCUGCCAAUGGACAGAACGAGCUGUUGGAAUAUCUUAAAUCCCUUGAACCACAGAAUCUUAAAGAGCUAACAAGUAGUGCUGGAGAGGAUGUUAUGUUGGCUAUGAAUACAUUUAUAAAGCGCCUCUUGGCGGUUUCAGACCCUGGCCAAAUGAAGACAACAGCAACAGAGACUAGUGCACCAGAACUUGCCAGGUUGCUUUAUUGGCUUAUGGUAGUUGGCUAUAGCAUCCGCAACAUCGAGGUGCGCUUUGACAUGGAGAGAGUACUCGGUACUCCUCCAAAGCUUGCUGAGUUACCACCAGGGGAAAACAUCUAGUAAUGGGAUAGUAGUGCCUAAAAUUGACUGGUGAUUGUCAACACACAGUAACUCAACAGUCCAGAGGUGGUAUCCAGUGAUCAAUCAGGGACUCAGCAUGUUGAUGCAUACCUUAUUUUGAAGUAGGCGGAGGUAUAUCAUAUCCCCAAACUUAAAAAUGAAAUUUGCUUGGGGAUGGCUUCAUACUUUAGAAAUUGAUUGUUUACUUACUAAGGUUUUGGCGCAGUAGUCAUGUAUUUCAUUCUUUUGUGCUUUACAAACUUUCUGGCCCAUGAUUGUAUGGUGUGUCUGUCCCUGUUGACUUGGUCAUAAACCUAGUCAGAUAAUCACACCAUCUUGGUCCAUUUUGAACAUGGAAAAUUCCUUUUUCUUGUUUGCACCAUACCUAAAGAGUUGGAUGAAGUGAAUACUUGAGAAUUGAUUUUUA